CUGGAGAAGCAGAGGCUGUUCACCAAGGCUUUCCCGGAUAUCAGUAUUUCGGACAAAGUCGAGACGCGUAAGGCCAGCGACUCGUCUCAGAAAGCCCAUUUCAGCAGCUUGUACCUGGGUUCGAAGAUUUUCAUUUAUGGUCCGCAACUCAUGAGGCGGCAGAUAGUGCAACAUUUACAAGAACUGGAGGAAAUGAAAGCAGCCUACAGUCAGCAUCUGGUGAGAAUGCAGAAAGUAGAAGAGCAGAAGAAUGCACUGAGAUUGAAACCUAAAGACAUUGAGUUCCCAGGCUUGGGACUCAGCUAUUACUUCAAAAAUCAAAUAUAUUGCAGAGAGCAGCUUGAAGAAGAUCAAAAACUAGGGUCAGUUAGCAGACUGAGAUACCUGCUAAUGAAGGAGAAUGAUUCGAUUCAGCUGGACUCUUCAGUGGAAAUCGUUUACCUGACUAGUUCGAUAUGUAACUUCUGA
Messenger RNA from Soboliphyme baturini, 468 nucleotides. Lineage: Eukaryota; Metazoa; Nematoda; Enoplea; Dioctophymatida; Soboliphymatidae. The record is from the annotation of a GenBank genome assembly.